Molecule: messenger RNA, 895 nt
Organism: Rubroshorea leprosula
Lineage: Eukaryota; Viridiplantae; Streptophyta; Magnoliopsida; Malvales; Dipterocarpaceae
Source: the annotation of a GenBank genome assembly
CACUGAUUUUCAGUGUUCUUUUUUUUUUUUUUUUUUUUGAUAAUAUCUCGUUAUCAUCUUUACUUGAACCCUAUGCUUGUCGUGAAGCAAUAUCAGUUCUGGCGCCUCAUAACCAACUUCUUGUACUUCGGCAAGAUGGAUUUGGACUUCAUGUUUCAUAUGUUCUUUCUUGCUCGCUACUGCAAGCUUCUUGAAGAGAACUCAUUCAGGGGAAAGACUGCUGAUUUCUUCUACAUGCUCUUGUUUGGAGCCACUAUUUUAACAGGCAUUGUUCUUAUUGGAGGAAUGAUACCAUAUUUGUCCAAGUAUUUUGCAGAAUUCAUGUUCCUGAGCAAUUCACUGACAUUCAUGAUGGUUUAUGUGUGGAGCAAGCAAAAUCCUUACAUCCAUAUGAGCUUUCUUGGUCUUUUUACUUUUACAGCAGCUUACCUGCCAUGGGUACUUUUAGGAUUUUCGGUCCUUGUUGGUGCUAGUGCAUGGGUGGAUCUCCUGGGAAUGGUAGCUGGUCAUGCCUACUAUUUUCUUGCAGAUGUAUACCCACGAAUGACUGGUCGCCGACCCCUGAAAACUCCAUCCUUCAUUAAAGCCCUAUUUGCAGAUGAGGCUGUAGUAGUUGUCCGACCUGCAAACGCGAGAUUUGCCCCACCGCCUGCGGAGGAAGUCCAUCAAGAUUAAUCGGCUCUUAGGAAAGAUGAAUCAAUGGACAUUAACGUUUGGUGUCUACCUGGCCGUGGAAGUUUGAUUGGCUCCUAAACAUGCUGAUUUGAGGUGAGCUGUACAUGUGAUGUUGGUGUUACAGCCAUUCGGAGAUGGGGAUUUUGUAAUUUAAAUAAAUGUAGCCAAACUCAGUACUUCUGAUGAGAAUAUAGAAUGGAAAUAUAGAAUGGAAAAUUAA